Molecule: messenger RNA, 2406 nt
Organism: Drosophila persimilis
Lineage: Eukaryota; Metazoa; Arthropoda; Insecta; Diptera; Drosophilidae
Gene: RunxB
Exons: 5
Coding region: 95-2143 (682 amino acids)
Biological process (GO): regulation of DNA-templated transcription
Cellular component (GO): nucleus
Molecular function (GO): DNA-binding transcription factor activity, RNA polymerase II-specific; ATP binding; RNA polymerase II cis-regulatory region sequence-specific DNA binding
Source: RefSeq, a predicted model, not a curated record
CAGCAGCCGUGUACAGCCUGAAAGGACGUAGUCAAAGCUGAAACCAGAGAGAGAGGCCCUGAAUACCUUGGACCGACUAUAAGCAGCUGCAAUAAUGCACAUUUCUGCUGAGGUCAGUUCGACCACCUCAAAUCAAAUACAGCAGCAACAGCAACAACAACAGCUUCACCAACAGUUGCACCAACAACACCAACAGCAAACGACUCCAACAGCAACGACAACAACGGGCGGCAGCACCACGAAGCGGCGUAAUGCAGAGUCCUCCUCCAAUAAUAACAAUAAUAAUAGCAGCAGCAACAACAACAACAACAACAACAGUAAUAAUAAUAAUAAUAAUAGUAGUAGUAACAAUGCCAAGACAAAACCAGUGGACACUAGUCCAUACCUGACACCAGAGAACCUCAUCGAGCGCACCGUCGACGUCCUGCUCGCCGAACAUCCCGGCGAGCUGGUCAAGACGGGCUCACCCCAUGUGGUCUGCACCACAUUACCCACGCAUUGGCGAUCAAACAAGACGCUGCCGAUUGCCUUCAAGGUGCUGGCCUUGGGCGAGGUCAUGGAUGGGACAAUAGUCACCAUUCGGGCGGGCAACGAUGAGAAUUUCUGCGGAGAGCUGCGCAACUGUACGGCGGUGAUGAAGAACCAAGUGGCAAAGUUCAAUGAUCUUCGAUUUGUGGGAAGGAGCGGAAGAGGCAAAAGCUUCACGCUGACAAUAGUCAUCUCGACGAAUCCCAUCCAGAUAGCAACGUACACGAAGGCCAUCAAAGUGACCGUGGACGGGCCGCGGGAGCCACGCUCCAAAGUCCGACAUCAGGGCUUCCAUCCGUUCGCCUUUGGGCCGCAGCGCUUCGGACCGGAUCCACUUAUGGCCGGAUUGCCCUUCAAGUUGCCAGGUUUCGCCCAUCAUUUGGUGGGGAUGCACAGUCAUCUGCAUGCUCCCGAUUGGCGUGCCCACAUGGCCCUAGGUGGGCGUUCAGCGGGCUUCCCAGCAGGCCCAUUCUUCGGGCAUCAUGCGGCAUUUCCGGCGGCCAGCGGCUUGAGAGGAUUGAGCGCAGAUGGCCAGCAGCAGCAACAGCAUCAGCAGCAGCAGCAGCAGCACCAACAGCAAUUGGCGACAGUGGGUGCCGCUCACAGCACCACCAGUCCGGAGGGAUCCCCCACCACAACGACCAGUGGAACGUUGAGUGCGUUUGUCCAGCCAGCGAUCCACUGUCCCCUCGGCUCGCCCCGAUCACCACCCACGAUCCUCACCUCGCUGCAGCACGACAAUAACAACAACAGCAGCAACAUCGAUGCGGGCUUCGAGAGCGAUAGUAUUUCGGUGACGGGAUCGCCCCGGAAGAGCAUCAGCUCUCCGCUCACACACGACGAAGAGGAGGCUGAAGCGGAUGCUGAAGCGGAAGCGGAAGCUGAGGCAGAAGCGGAACCAGAUGGCGAGGCGGAAGCGGAACCCGGCACACAGCUAAGCGGCGAUGCCAGAAGCCUGGCCACGAUCAGUGGACGCUCAGUCGCCGGAUCCCUGACCGAGACCGCCCCCGGAUCGGGUGGGGCAUUCACCGCCCUCAUCCAGCGCAGCAAAAAUCCAUCGGAGCUGUUCGGCGGCUUUGCGGCGGCCGGCGCUAAUCACUUUGCCCCCUCGCACAGCUUCAAUCCGGCCUUGGCCGCUCAGCUCUUCCUGCAGAGCCCGCUCCUGCCGCAGUCCAGCCAGUGGCUGUACACCCAGCUCUAUGGCAGCUACAGUGAUCUACCCUGGCUGAGGAGCGCCGCAGCGGCGGCAGCGGCCAGUGCGGUCCCAGCCCAGGUCCAGGCCCAAGCCCAGACGCAGGCGCAGCCCCAGGACUCAGCGACUUCGUUGAUGAGUAGCGGCGGCGACCACGACGGCGUUAAUCUGAUCAAGCGCUGUGUCACACUGAUCACGCACAAUCCGCCGGAUGCGGAGAAUGCCAAUCCGAAUUCCUCGCCGCCGGUCAGCUCCACGCGCCGUUCGCCCUCGCCGUCGCCCGUUGAGACCAUCGAUCUGGACGAUGUCAGCACCACAUCUCGCUCCGCCAGCGGCUCUGCUUCCGGGUCUGGGUCCAGUGGUGGCGGCCCCAUACGGACGCGCACUCCCAAGCCUUCGGCGGAUGUGUGGCGCCCCUACUAGCGGCUGGCGGUCGCCUUGCUGGGCACCUGCCUGGCGGCGCAUGGACAGGGCGAGCAGCGGAUCGAUGGGAAGGAUGCCCAGGAGACCAAACCCAAGGGAUACGGGGACAGAGAUUGAGACAGAGGGAGAGGAGAGGAGAGAGAGAGUGAGAGUAUUGCGGUUGUGGUGUUGUGUGAAUAGUCGCCAUAUCGCAGCUGGCGGGGGUUGCUCCAUGGACAUCCAGAUAGAUAUAUAUAUCCCUGGCUUGCACGUAGAGACACUUG